GAAGAAGCCCGGUCUCGCGAGAUCCUGUUGGUUCCGCAUUUCGGCUCUCGGAGCGGUGGGAGGCAGCGCGGAGGAUCCCGUGGUCGGUGCUUGGUCGCGGCGGCUGUAAUUCGGUAUCAAACCCCGGCCGUGAAGCUUCGGCAGCCCUGUUGAGCCGCAGACCGCCCUCUGCUUCCCGGUGCCCGCGGCGGCGCCGAGUCUGACGGGGAGGGGGCCACGGCCCCUCGGGCUAGCGAGGAUGAGCUUCCUCUUCAGCAGCCGCUCUUCGAAAACAUUCAAACCAAAGAAGAAUAUUCCUGAAGGGUCCCAUCAGUAUGAACUCUUAAAGCAUGCAGAGGCAACUCUCGGAAGUGGCAAUCUGAGGCAAGCUGUUAUGUUGCCUGAGGGAGAGGACCUCAAUGAAUGGAUUGCUGUUAAUACUGUGGAUUUCUUCAAUCAGAUCAACAUGUUGUAUGGAACCAUUACAGAAUUCUGCACUGAGGCAAGCUGCCCAGUCAUGUCAGCAGGUCCCAGGUAUGAAUACCACUGGGCAGAUGGCACUAAUAUUAAAAAGCCAAUUAAGUGUUCUGCACCAAAAUAUAUUGACUAUUUGAUGACUUGGGUUCAGGAUCAGCUUGAUGACGAAACACUUUUUCCUUCUAAGAUUGGUGUCCCAUUUCCCAAAAACUUUAUGUCUGUGGCAAAGACUAUUCUGAAGCGUCUCUUCAGGGUUUAUGCCCAUAUUUACCACCAGCACUUUGACUCUGUGAUGCAGCUGCAAGAGGAGGCCCACCUCAACACCUCCUUUAAGCACUUUAUUUUCUUUGUUCAGGAGUUUAAUCUGAUUGAUAGGCGUGAGUUGGCACCACUUCAGGAAUUAAUUGAGAAGCUUGGAUCUAAAGACAGAUAAAUGUUUCUUCUAGAACACAGUUAUGCUCUCCCUCUAUCUACUGCUAGCACUCUCUCAUUGCUGUCUGGUAUGGACUAUGUGAUACUGACUACAAGAAACCAGGAUCAAAAGAUCCAUUGUGUCUGCAGAGAAAAUUGUCCCAAAGGUAGGUUGGCCAGAUAGCUUCAGAACAAUCCAACGACCACAGUUAAAUCAGAGGUGCUGUGUGGCCACCUGUCACUGCUAGUGUCCUUCUUUGUUUAACCCAUGACUAACCUUAGUUUGUUGCUGAGCUUUGUUCAAGGAAAUGAGUUUUUCUGUGUGACAACAUAAUGGACAGUAAGAAUUUUCAGCAGCAACCUAGUAGUAAGUUUCUAGAACAGAUGUCUUAGCGCGGAUCAGUUUGCUUUGUUUUACAAAUCAGUGGUGUUCUCUUUCUAAACCCCAACGUUUAGAACUUCUGUCUUACUCUGGAUAGCCUUGGGUCACAUUUGUAUCCUGAUGUUUUAUAGGCAAGAGUGUAUGUUUCUUAGCUAGGCUCGGUGGUCCAUGCCUGUUACCUGACAGCUGUGGAGGCAGAUGGAGGAUCUCACUUUGAAGCUGGUUUGAGCUACAUUGUGAAAUUGUUGCUAAAAAAAAGUUUGUUUUGCAAACUCCACAAUGCAUAAAUCACAGGCAUCUGGACUGAGGUAACCGAAGCUAUUUUAAAUGAUUCUAUCUUCUAAACGUGUUUGGGAUUGUCUUUAUGACUAGAUGAGGAGAGUGCAUGGCUUCUGACGGUGCCUUGCAGGUUCUCAUCUGGGACUCUUCACUCAGAUUAAUUUCAUAUGUAGCUUGGGGCAGAGAUCAAAACAACUUUCAAAACUCUGUGACUCACUUGGGCCUUAAAGCCACUGUUUUCAUUGAUGUUUCCUUGCCGUUUUUGAGGGACAGUAGAAAAAGUAUUCAGACUACUUGAUUAUUUCCUAAAUAAGUCCAUGUUUUUAUUGCAACUUGAAACUUAUGUUUCUGUAUAGAAAUGCACAGACUUCAUGGCAAUAAGGACGAAGGUCAAAACCACAGAAUAGCUUGCGGGGGUGGGGGUGGGGGUGGUGUGUGUGUGUGACAGCAGGUCUCCUUGGGCCUGUUAGAGCUGGAGACCCAGCAAAGAGAGUGAGUUGAUAGUAACUUGGCUUCAUUCUUCACACAGGCUACAGUGACCUCUAGAGCUUCUAUCCUACUUGUCUUUGUAUCAAAACUUGAAUUUUUCCUCAUUCUGUCAGGAUAAAAGACUCCUCUACUCGGGAAGUGCCUGCUUUUCUUGUGGUCCUCAGAUCUAGUCAGCUCUGGCUGCCUCCUCAGAUGUACAAUGACAUCCCAGGGAUUCUGGACACUUGCCCAACAGGCAGAGCUGGAGUUUAUCAGCGUUGUGUGUCAGAGCUGGGACUUAACACAGUGCUCAUUGGCCUCCUAUAUGGCUUUAUAAAAGUUAGAGUUGGUGAGGUUUUUGUUAUUUAUUUUGAUUCCACUAGACUAUACUGGAAAGUAUUGCUUAGAAACUCCAGUUUUUUUUAACUCAUUUUCAGUAUGUUCUUAAGUAUACUCAGAAUUUCAAAGGAACUGUUUUGUCUUUAUUUUGCCUGAAAUCACAUAUCACCGUUAGAGGAAUUCAAGUUGGAAUACUGAUUUAGGGAAAAAAGGACAGCUUGGAAACAGCUCACAACCCAGGUGUAUGCAGAGGUCCAGAUAUCAGCUGCUGUGCAAGUGUGUGACCGUCACCUACAGACAGGCUUCUAGGUGACACCAAGAACGCAUCACCCCUUAACCCCAGGCUCCAUUUACUUUGAUUUGCCUUAGUCUCUAAGGAAUGAAAUUCUCUUUCUCAGCCAGGGCCCAGUCACUUUUAUGAAUUCUGACACCCUCAAAUCAAAGGUUUCUCUUUUCUCUGCAUGUAUUUCAGGGAUAGAAAUGCCUGAGCUCCAGGUGGAUAGACGCUAAGAUACAGAGGAGGCAGCUCAUUAGUGGAAUAUAAAGCAAAGGCUUGGUGGUGAAAAAGUGUCUCCAUUUUUUUGUUGUGUCCCCCUCCUCUUUUUACCUUUUGUCUUUCAAAAUGAGAACAGUGCUAGACUCCCAAACCAACCUGCCUUAAUCAGUGUGCACUGUGCUCACCUCUGAGGCAAAAACAUGAGAGGAGGAUGUCUUUCUGUCCUUGGCUAGAGGGUCGAUUUAUAACAUCUGAAGAAAUCCGUCUGUCCUUGGUUUAUCUGCCUACUCUACAGCUCUCCUGCUCCCCUCAGCUGGAGUCAGCUGUCCUGUCUGAUUCUGCUCCCUGGACUGCAUUGCAGUGGCUUCCAAUUGCCUGGUGAAUUCUGCUUUAGCCCUGUGGUGCUUUAACUUCCAGGACUUUGAAAAACUUGGAUAUUGGGGGCUGGAGAGAUGACACAUUGUUUAAAGAAUUGGCUGUUCUUCCUAAGGACCUGGGUUCAAUUCCUAGCACCCAUAUGGUGGCUCACAAGUGUUUGUAACUCAAUUCCAGUGGAUACAACUCCCUCAUACAAACAAGCAUGUAGAACCAAAAACAAAACACAUUAAAUUAAAAAAAAAAAAAAAAAAAAAAAAGAAGCCUUAGACAAUGACAUACAGAUUUAUAAAAAAAUAGUCAUACUUCCUUGUGGUACAUUUUCUGUGUUAACAGCUACUAUACUGUUAUUCUGCUGACUGAAUAAAGUGACUUACCAGCAGCCAGUUAGCCAGGGGUUCUUUUAUCUGUAGGUUCUUGGCCUGCAGAACUCUGGUUCACACAACUGCUCACUGGGGAACUGCAGGUCUCUGUUCUCCAUGACUUGGAGCAAAGGCACAGGCAAGGUCCUGGCGGUGAGGUUUCCUGUUUGCACUCUUGGCUUCUCUCUGAGCCCCAAGAUCAUAUUAGACAUAGCUUCUCAGACAUGAUGUCAUUACCUCAAGCGCAUAAACAAAUCAGGACUUAAGAGUGUAGGCCCUCCAAGAGUGUGUCCUAUCAUGGUGCCAGGGCUCCUCUGCUCUCUGUGGCAACCAUCCCCAGGCAGUAUGGAGCCCUGGACAGUGCCAGCCUGGGCAUGAACGACUGAGCACCUUUAGCAGCCAUGUUCUUUCCUUCUGAGGUCAGUGAGAGUUGUGACAAAGAAGGACACGGUAGUCUUUUCAUCUUCCUGAUUUUACACUCAGUUUUGAUGCAGGGGUUUGUUGGGCUUUGGAAUACAUGUGGCAGCAGUAAUUUUAUUGAAGCAACUGCAUUGAAAUUCAUUGAAAUGGUUUUCUCCUCAGAACGUAUCAAAUAAGUAUUCUGUAAAGCCAUUCCGGAUGGCCAGCAUGCUAUGGGCUGGUUAUAGAACAGCAUUCUGUGUUGGUCUGCAUCAAAAAUAGUUUGCAUAAGAUAGUCUUGGUUACCAUCUAAAAUAACUUAAAAUAUUCCUCACAUAAAAAAUUUAUGUUGUAUUUUUAAAACCUUUAGGGCUUUAUCUAUUUUUCUAAGUCGUUAACUGUACUUUUUAAAAAAGUAUUUUGUAUCUACUUUUGUAACUUCAUCAGAAUAAACUAUAUUGAAAGCAAAAA
Mus pahari (shrew mouse) is the source of this 4438-nucleotide messenger RNA. RefSeq names its product MOB kinase activator 1A (gene Mob1a). Gene Ontology annotation, cellular component: nucleus; cytoplasm. The transcript has 6 exons. Gene Ontology annotation, biological process: positive regulation of protein phosphorylation; hippo signaling. The coding region runs from base 239 to 889 and encodes 216 amino acids. Gene Ontology annotation, molecular function: protein kinase activator activity. Lineage: Eukaryota; Metazoa; Chordata; Mammalia; Rodentia; Muridae. The record is from RefSeq and is a predicted model, not a curated record.